AUGCAUUCUUAUCAUUUACCUCUUAAUCUUAUUUUACAUUUCAUAGCAUUUUGUCAUGGUAUUCGUAACAUUCGAUAUUCUACAAUUCGCUCUUACUUAGCUGCUAUUCGUUUUUAUCGUUUGCGUGCGGGCUUUUCUGAUCCAUUUAUAGAUAUGUACGGUUAUCGAAUACCACAAAUUGAAAUGAUUCUUAAAGGCGCGCGACGUUUAGAUUCCUUACCCAUUAAACAAUGCAAACCUAUUACCAUCGAUAUUCUAAACAAAUUAAUUCGUGUAUUACAAUGCGGUAUAUUUAAUCCUUAUAUCGAUACAUUAAUGCAAGCAGCACUUACUACUGCAUUUUGGGGUUUCUUCAGGUCCGGUGAAUUAUUUCCUGAUAAAUUUUGUCCACGUUUACAUGUUACACAAGCUGAUAUUCAAUAUGAUAUGAACUGUAUUAUUAUUAAGUUAAAAUCAUCAAAAACUGAUAUAGAACGGAAAGGAGUGAAUGUUCGUUGGUUUAGAAAUGAAUCCAUGAAUUGUGCUGUUCAUGCUUUAAAUUGUUUUACUGUUCUUCGCAACAGCAAUAAUUAUGAUUCUCCUUUCUUUCUUUUACCCAACGGUCACGCAUUUACUCGUCGUGCUUUUAUCUUCAAUUUAAGACAUUUAUUACUUCAAUUAGGUUAUGAGGCUUCUGCUUAUAGUGGACAUAGUCUACGGGUAGGAGCAGCUGGUGUUCUUGAUCAUUUAAUACAAAUCCUAGGUCGUUGGAGUUCUUUGUCUUAUUUACGUUACAUCCGUGUUAGUGACACUGUUAUUCUUAAAGCUCAUAAUAAAAUAUUGCAGUUGUCUUAA
Molecule: messenger RNA, 834 nt
Organism: Rotaria sordida
Lineage: Eukaryota; Metazoa; Rotifera; Eurotatoria; Philodinida; Philodinidae
Source: the annotation of a GenBank genome assembly